UCAAGUAAACUAAUCAUUCCAUCCUGGAGUACGAAGGAAGUUUGGUAAACAUGAUAAGUGGCUCCUACAACUGCACCACAUCUCGCCUCCCAACUUCCCCCGCAACGGUCGGUGUGGGUCCUACUCCGCCGCUGUCUCAGGGACCACCGGCGCCAUCAAUAGGACUCUGGAAGAAGAAGAAGAUGAAGCUUUCAGUUUCAAGAGCGAGUGCGUCGACGAAAGGUGCGGUGUACACAGAGGCUGAGGCUGAGGAGGAAGGUAAGCUCCAGCUCCAGAAAGGGAUUGCUGAGUUCUACGACGAAUCAUCGGGGUUGUGGGAGAACAUAUGGGGAGACCACAUGCACCACGGCUUCUACGACCCUAACGCCGCCUCUACCACCACCACCGAUUCCCUACUUUCCGAUCAUCGCUCCGCUCAGAUCCGUAUGAUCGAAGAGGCUCUCCGAUUCGCCGGUGUUCCAGAGAAUCCAAUGAAGAGACCUAAGAGUAUUGUUGAUGUUGGAUGUGGAGUUGGAGGCAGUUCUAGAUAUCUAGCUAGGAAAUAUGAGGCCCAAUGCCAAGGCAUCACCCUGAGCCCCGUCCAAGCCCAAAUGGCUGAAGGUCUUGCUGCUUCCCAAGGAUUAGUCAACAAGGUUUCCUUCCAAGUUGCAGAUGCUUUAAAUCAACCAUUUCCUGAUGCACAAUUUGAUCUGGUAUGGUCCAUGGAGAGUGGAGAACACAUGCUGACAAAGCAAAGGUUCUUUAAUGAGUUGGCUCGAGUAGCAGCACCUGGAGGUACGAUUAUAAUAGUAACUUGGUGCCAUAGGGACCUCUCCCCUUCUGAGGAAUCUUUGCGGCCGGAUGAGACGGCUCUAUUGAAGAAGAUUUGUGAUGCUUAUUAUCUUCCGGCCUGGUGUUCUACUUCUGAUUAUGUAAAAUUACUUCAAUCCCUCUCUCUUGAGGAUAUCAAGGCAGAGGAUUGGUCUGAGCAUGUUGCCCCAUUUUGGCCGGCUGUUAUAAGGUCAGCAUUGACAUGGAACGGCUUCAUAUCAUUGCUGCGAAGUGGAUGGAAAACCAUAAAAGGGGCGUUGGUGAUGCCAUUGAUGAUCCAAGGAUAUAGGAAGGGUUUAAUCAAGUUCGCUAUCAUCACAUGUCGAAAACUGAAUAAUUACGAAAAGAUAAAGAAAGAUGUGCGACAACAAAGAGGCAAGGAGACCAAUCAUGGAUGUUUUGGCUACCGUUACUCAGGUGGUAUGUAAUAAUUGUAGUCCUAUCACUUAAUUCUAUACUCAUCUCUUUGAACCUCGUAGAGGCCCACCGGAUUCUGGUAGACAUAAGGUCCGGUUUUGUAGUGAAUAAAAUUAAGACUUGAACGAUCAAAAUGAAACAUAGGUGUAUUUUUGUUCUUGUUGUGCUAGUAGUUAUCUCUCUUCUUGCUGCUCGAUUGAUCCACUAAGAGAUCAACAUCUCUCAUAUAUAAGUUUUAUUUGGUGGUUCCGGA
Camellia sinensis is the source of this 1480-nucleotide messenger RNA. The record is from RefSeq and is a predicted model, not a curated record. Lineage: Eukaryota; Viridiplantae; Streptophyta; Magnoliopsida; Ericales; Theaceae.